This is a messenger RNA of Octodon degus (degu), 1338 nucleotides long. RefSeq names its product serpin B9-like. The transcript has 7 exons. Gene Ontology annotation, cellular component: cytoplasm. Gene Ontology annotation, molecular function: serine-type endopeptidase inhibitor activity. NCBI's taxonomy places the organism in Eukaryota, Metazoa, Chordata, Mammalia, Rodentia, Octodontidae. The record is from RefSeq and is a predicted model, not a curated record. Gene Ontology annotation, biological process: negative regulation of endopeptidase activity. The coding region runs from base 4 to 1338 and encodes 444 amino acids.
GGUAUGCUUCCUGGCCAGGAGGCUGGGAAAAGAGGCCAGGCCAGGAAAGCCCCCACCCUCAUUGCAGGAAACCACAGAGCUACCAUGUUCACAAAAGCCCCUGCAUCCUGGUCAGCCCCAAGCCGACUUCCUGGUCCUGGGAUCAUUCGAUCAGGUGGGGUCCAGGCUCCAGUGGGCUGCUGGCUGCUGGAAGACUGCAUCAUGAACCCGCUGUCGGAAGCCAAUGGAGCCUUUGCCAUCCGCCUUUUAAAGCUUCUGGGUCAGGAGGACCCAGCACGCAAUGUCUUCUUCUCUCCCGUGAGCAUCUCCUCGGCCUUGGGCAUGGUCCUGCUGGGGGCCAAGGGCAGCACGGCCGCCCAGAUAGCUGAGGUGCUGCUGGCAUUAAAUGCUGAGGAUGACAUUCACAGUGGCUUCCAGUCACUUCUCACCCAGGUGCACAGGCCCGGUGCUCUGCAUUCCCUCUGCAUAGCAAACCGGCUCUUCGGAGAAGAAAGCUACAAAUUCCUCUCAUCAUUUCAGGAAUCCUGUCUGAAGUUCUACCAAGCUGAGCUGGAGCAGCUGUCCUUUGUGAAAGAUCCAAAGAAGUCCAGGAAACACAUCAAUGCCUGGGUGUCCAAAAAGACUGGAGGCAAAAUUGAAAAGCUGUUAGCCCGGAAUUCAAUUGAUAAGGCGUGCAGGCUGGUUCUCAUCAAUGCUGUCUACUUCAAAGGAUGGUGGGAAAAACCAUUUGUAAAGUCGAUCACAAGGGAAAUGCCUUUCAAAAUAAACCAGAAGGAGCAGAGGCUGGUGCAGAUGAUGUUCCGGAGAGACACAUUACCCUGGUCUCGCGUGAGUGAGGAGGGGGUCCAGGUCCUGGAGCUGCCCUACCAGGGCCAGGAGCUGAGCAUGGUCGUGGUGCUCCCAGAUGAGGGCGUGGACUUGAGCACGGUGGAAAAAGCCCUGACUUUUGAGAAAUUCCAAACCUGGACCAGUCCAGAGCACAUGAAAAGAACUGAAGUGAGAGUUUCCUUCCCGAGAUUUAAACUGCAAGAGAAUUAUGCUAUGGACUCUGUAUUGCAGAGUCUGGGCGUGCUGGAUGUCUUUGAUCAGGACAAGGCAGACCUGUCUGGGAUGUCGGCUGACAGUGAGCUGUAUCUGUCCAAGUUUGUGCACAAGAGUGUAGUGGAGGUCAGUGAAGAAGGCACAGAGGCUGCAGCCGCAGUGGCAGGCUACAUUGUGUUUGGUAGUCGUUGUAGAUUUUCUGUGCCCCUGUUCUGUGCUGACCACCCCUUCCUGUUCUUCAUCAAGCACAGCAGGUCCAGCAGCCUGAUGUUUUGUGGCAGGUUCUCGUCUCCAUGA